AAUUUUAUUGCACUAAUUAUUAAACACAGAACAGAUUUGGGAAUUAAAUAGAUUUAAGGAAAUCAGGGUAUGAAGUUGUAGAUCGUUGAGUGGGGGUUUCCCUGGUUCGAUUCCCUGUGUCUGCAAAAAAAUUGUUUUUUCCUUUAUCUGCAAUACAAAAACUAAACGUGGAAUGAAAUAAGUAAGUGUGUAAUCUGGUUCAGGUCCUUGUUAACUAAGCUCUUCCAUACUCACAAAAUGGCUAUCAUGUGCUGGUUAAGUAUAUUACACUUUCCUAGAGUGAGUCGAUGGUUCAUUUGGGUUUUACUAGCUCAAUUUUGUGAGUCAGGCUUGUCCACAAGAGACUGGUCAAGCGACGUUUUAGACCUGCUGGCACACGCAUAACGAAAGCGGGUUGGCAGGUAUACCUUAAUGCUCUCGACAGAACGCAAGCCAUUUUGAAAAGCGACUAGAAAUGGCGCGCGAUGCCGCAAAGGACUAGGGCGGAGGAACUCACUCCCUCUGGCACCAGUCUCUCCCUGGCGCGCUCCUUUUUCUGUAAUCACCCCAACGAAUCUGGCAGUUACCCGACAGUUACCCACACAAGUUUCUAUCAAUCAUCGUUAACAACUGUUUUGUAUAUUUCUUUCAUAACAAGUACCUCAGUAUUUCAACUGAAAAUGAAAGAGUUAGCUUGUUGUUUUUAUUUUUCCAAACGUUACCAGCCAACUAACGGGUGGAAUUCCUUCUUGGGCUUUUGAUUGAUGAAUAAUUGUCAAGAGUUUUUUAAACUACAAAUUAGCAGAGAAAUGCUCAAGGGAAUGUGACAGUUUUUCGCGAUAACAAAGAGCAAGAGACUGUUCUAAGGUAAUUGUUUUGUUGACUUUACUUUGCCGUUUACACUAUUUUGAGACCCGGGUAAAGAUAUCAAUUGUGUCGUGCUGUGAUAUAGAGAAAGAAGGCAAGAGACCGAAAAAAAUUAUCCUUUAUAUUUCAUUUUAUAUGCACUGUGAGUGGCUGUACGCCAAAUCUUUUACUACAACAGCAAAAACACACAACAAUUGGGCCGUCUUUAAAAUUUGACACAAGCUUAGAAAGCCGAUAACUCAAUGAAAGGAUAACAGAAUUUUAUCGAUUGACAUGGUUCCUUGCAUUCGCGUGGCUUACGGCAAGAUAUUUUCAAUGCAAGUUGGUUUUCAAAAGUUAACAUCACGUCCCUAAGGAAUACUUUCUUAACCCACGAGCUUACGAGAUUUUGAGUCAAAAAGUCAACCGAUUCGUUCCUUAGACACGUCACACAAAAUAAAUGUUUACAAAACAAUACAAAACUAUUAGAAAAACACAAGUUUAAAACCUUCUGAAGUUCAAGUAUAGCCCAUUUUAAAGUCGAAACAUUUAACACUCUUUCCCGUUCACGCAGUUUUUAUCACUGUAUUGACUAACGCCGCGAAUGCUGUUCAGACAGUCUGUUAAGUAAUGUCCAUUAGCUUAAAAGAUUUAGCGUGUUAAGCGGAUGAUAUUUUCAAUUUUGUAAAUCAACAUCUCAUAUCGACAAUAAAUAUAAUAGAGUGGAAACCUGUAUUAAGCAGAAACCGUAUUUAGUGGACACCCUGUAUAUAAGAGGUCACCACUUUUAGUAGGUCCCAAACGUUUUCGUUCCUUUAUUUCCUAUAAAACGAAGCCGUAUUAAGGGGACACUUCUAUAAUAGAGCGGAUAAAAAGAGAGGGUCUCGGGGAUGUCUGUUCAAUACAGGUUACCCUGUGUAAACAUCGUCAAUCACCCGUCUUCACCCGAGGGGGGAGAGGGGGUAGCAAAUACGUGCUCUCGCUCUAUGUUAUGGGAAACAUGGGCGAGACUUGUACGAAACUUUGCCUUAUUCAACCCUUAGCUACCAGUUAUUUCCAGUUACUUUUAUAUUCGACUUUCUUUGCAGCUUGACAGCCAUGCGGAUAACAACUAUUUACUUCUUAAUCAUACUAUACGCUUUAACUACCGGGAAUAGACCUCACCGGUCACGCAAGACGCGGCAUAAAUGGAAGUCACGCAAUCUUAAGAAGCUCGAAAGAACCCUUCAGUUACGUGACGCAGAAACUCCCACACAUUAUCUUCCGGGAGCGUCUAGAAACUACGUGGCAUUAAAUAGCAGUAAUUCACCUUCCUUUGAAGACGUUGUUUUACAGCUUAAAGAAAUUGGAAUUCUCGACCUGCCGAAUGUAAGCGUAAUACGCGGGUUAAAUUCCUCCCAGUCACGGAAAGCUAAGAGAAACGUUUCGUCCUCUUCCAAGGCCUCCAAACGAUGCGGUCGGAUUGAACUUGGCGGAGCCAAUCCAUGCGGAGGCUGCCGGGCAACAAUAAGUGACUAUCCCAUCGCAGGGGUUGCGACAUUGCAGGCACGUGACUUCGAUUGUUCUGCUCAAAGUACCUGUUUUGGUGGUCGGGGCUUGUGCCAGAAGCUGAUUCGCAAUUUUUACUUAAUUGUCCGAGAUGGCGAUCGGGAUGUAUCCAAGACACUUGAGGUCCCUGUGCCAUUUUCAUGA
Molecule: messenger RNA, 2517 nt
Organism: Orbicella faveolata
Lineage: Eukaryota; Metazoa; Cnidaria; Anthozoa; Scleractinia; Merulinidae
Source: RefSeq, a predicted model, not a curated record